Molecule: messenger RNA, 2221 nt
Organism: Saccoglossus kowalevskii
Lineage: Eukaryota; Metazoa; Hemichordata; Enteropneusta; Harrimaniidae
Product: xanthine dehydrogenase/oxidase-like
Molecular function (GO): iron ion binding; oxidoreductase activity; FAD binding
Source: RefSeq, a predicted model, not a curated record
UGUAUGGAAUGAACAUUUACUACAAUGCGUGUUGAAUAUCGUAGACGAACACGCAGAUAUGAUAAAAACAUUUGAGAAAGAUUUCAAACAAGGAAUUAUGAAAGGUUUUGUCUUCAAGUUCUUUCAUGCCGUGUUUUUAGAACGAUAUGGAACUUUGAGCACGGGACAAAUAGGACUGGGACCAAGUGUACCAGCGAGGGGAACUCAAAAAUGGCAGCGACAUAUUGACAAAAGCGUUGGACUUUCAUGCCAUCAUACAUCGUCAAUUCAACAAACAACUGGGGAGGCGCUCUUUAUUGAUGAUAUCAUACCACGUAAAGACGAACUCUUCGUGUCGCUAGUGACGAGUACACGAGCACAUGCAAAAAUAAAAUACAUAGAUUACAAAGAAGCCCUCAAACUCACUGGAGUAAAGUAUUAUAUCGAUGCUGAUGACGUGCCUGCCAGGAAUGCUAUCGGCGCAAACAGUGCAGAAGAAGUUUUAUUUGCUCGCGAUAAGGUGACUCAUUGUGGACAGAUAAUUGGAGCCAUCAUUGCAGAAAAUAGAGAAAUUGCAAGACAUGCUGCUAAACGAGUUGUUGUGGAAUAUGAGGAUCUCAAACCUAUAUUAACAAUUGAGGAUGCUAUUGAAGCCGAAUCUUACUUUGAUAUGUUAAAACUUGUUGACGGCGAUGUCAGUAAAGGUUUUACAUCAUGUGAUCACAUCAUUGAAGGUGAAGUGAUGCUGGGCGGCCAGGAACAUUAUUACCUGGAAACACACAUAUCUCAAGUUAUCCCGGAUAAUGGUGAUCAGACAAUGGUGGUGCUAUCAUCAACACAAAACCCAUCUAGUGUACAAAGUUCUGUUGCCGACGUUCUCGGUUUCCACUGUAACAAAAUAAUAACUAAACUGACGAGAAUUGGCGGUGGAUUUGGUGGGAAAGAAACAAGAUCAGACAUGUUUGCUUGUAUAUGUGCUGUUGCAGCUCACAGGGCUAAACAACCAAUGCGAUUAGUUUUAGAACGCGAAGACGAUAUGAAGAUUAGCGGUGGUAGACACCCGUAUCUCGCCAGAUACAAAGUUGGUUGUACUAAGAAUGGAAAACUAUUAGCAUUAGAUGUUCAACUUUAUUCUAAUGGUGGACAUUCUCUUGACAUGACGCCGUAUGUAAUGCAAUAUGCGUUAUUGGCUAUUCCAAACUGCUAUAUUAUUCCCAAUGUACGACUACAAGGAUUUAUGUGUAAGACGAAUCUGCCAUCAAAUACAUCUAUGAGAGGAUUUGGAUGUCCACAGGCUGUUUUUAUUACGGAACACAUCGUGACUGAUAUUGCAAUUAAAUGUAACAUAUCACAGCAAAAGUUUCGAAAAACAAAUUUUAUUGGAAAAGACUUUGUUACACAUUAUGGUCAGAUAGUUGAGAACUGUAACGCAAGAAGAUGCUUUGACGAAUGUGUCGAGAAAAGCAGAUUUCAUGUGAAACAGGAUCAGAUACAAACAUUUAAUAGGGAAAACAGAUUUGUAAAGAAGGGAAUAUCUGUUACUCCAGUGAUAAUGGCAGUCGGGUUUCACUGUAAACUUUUGAAUCAGGCUGGAGCUUUGGUUCAAGUAUAUAGAGAUGGGUCAGUUCUGUUAACUCAUGGCGGAGUUGAAAUGGGUCAAGGGCUUUACAUAAAAAUGAUUCAAAUAGCAAGUACAGUUCUUGAUAUACCAAUGGACUACAUUCAUACUGCAGAUACCAGCACACAGACAGUUCCAAAUACAUCACCCACUGCAGCUAGUGUUGGAACUCAUAUCAAUGGAUGUGCUGUUAAGAGAGCUUGUGAAAAAAUAAUAGAAAGAUUAAGAAUACUGAAGGAAAAUGAUCCCGAAGGAGACUGGAAUAAAUGGAUUGAAGGCGCAUUUCUGCAGGGUUAUGGCUUGUACAUGUCGGAGGAACUUAUGUGGUCAGAGAAAGGAGAAUUAAUACACAGUGGUCUUGGAAUGUAUAAAUUACCGCAUGUAUGUAAUAUACCGAGGAAAUUUAAUAUAGAACUUUUGAGUGAUUCGGAAUCUUCAAAGCACGUCUAUUCUUCUAGGGGUGUAGGAGAACCGCCUUUAGUACUUGCUUGUUCUGUGUUUUUUGCUACAAAAGAAGCAAUUGCCGCUGCUAGAAGAGAUAUUGGACUGAGCGAGCAGUUCAGAAUGGAUAGCCCUGCAAUACCUAGACGUGUUCUGAUUGUAUGUGGCGAUCAACAUAAAUAG